Pelodiscus sinensis (Chinese soft-shelled turtle) is the source of this 515-nucleotide messenger RNA. NCBI's taxonomy places the organism in Eukaryota, Metazoa, Chordata, Testudines, Trionychidae. The record is from RefSeq and is a predicted model, not a curated record.
UGCGCCCUCAGGCCGUGCUGCCCUGUGCUGGCCACGUGAGCCUUCCCCUCCUGCAGAGGUGCUGGCUGCGCCCUCAGGCCGUGCUGCACUGUGCUGGCUCUCACCCGUCCCCGUCUCUCCUCCCAGACGAGGCGGUGUCCCAGAACUGCGGGGUGCUGGUGCACUGCCUCGCCGGCGUGAGCCGCUCCGUGACGGUGACCGUGGCCUACCUCAUGCAGCGCCUCAACCUGACUCUCAACGACGCCUACGACCUGGUCAAGCGCAAGAAGGCCGACAUCUCGCCCAACUUCAACUUCAUGGGGCAGCUCCUGGACUUUGAGAGGGAACUGGGGCUGGCUGAGGGUUCGCCGCGCAGCCCUGGCGCCCCCACUGGGCACGGCCAGACUCCCCCCUCCUUCUUCACACCCCCAUCCUCCGAAUGUGAGGAAGAGAGUGGCAGCUUCCAACCCUGCCACCCCCCAGGAGCCGCAUUGGCUAAUCUGGGCAUCACCAGGUUGCCGGGGGUGUAUGGCUAA